AUUUACAUUCAAUAGAAUAGGAAUGACUAUGUUGGUUGCUCUCUUUGCUCUGUUUCUGUUACAAGGAGCAGCUUAUUCUCAAUCAUUCUCCUUUAAUUAUAAUGCCUCCACUAAUUCCUCUGGACUUCAAGUGGACUCCACUGGAAGAGCAUUCCUUGCUGCAGACAACUACCUGUAUAGACUGAAUGCUCAGCUAAUACAAGAAGAUAAAGUUGAUGUAGGAGCUACUGUCAUCACUAGAGGACUAGCCCUGAGCUCUACUGGGAUGUUGGUGGUAUGUUUAGAGGAUCUCUCUUGUAAUUGCUCUGUGUACAAUGCAAGCAACUUUCAGUCUGGUCCUAUCAGGAGUGUCAGUAAUGCUAUAGCCUCCGCAGAUCCGAACUUUGGAGCAGCUAUCUUUACAUCAGGAGACACUUUCUACACUGGAGCAUCGACUGGUGCAGGAGAAAGGAUGGUACUUCAACAAUUCGGAGAGGAGUUCCAUAGAUCGUCUGAUAACAAUUCAUCAGGCACACGCAAUGAACUGGUUUUUGAGGUUAGUGACUUUGCACGACAAUUCUAUGGUGGAUUUGUGAGUGGUGAAUUUGCCUACUAUGUUGUCGCUGACUACCAACCUAAUACUGUUGGUCGAUCUAUAAAACUUCUACGUGUUUGCAACAUGCCUGAUUGUGGAGGUUCAAGUACCUGUGGAGUGACUGCUUUGUAUGAACUGGGAAUCAAUUGCGCCUCUCAAGCAAUCAGUGGAGCUACUCGUGUGUGUGGAGUGUCAUUAGUGGAGGACUUCAGUGGGAUAUCUGGAUCCACUGCUGUGGUAACUAUUUGUACACCUGGCUUCGCUACUAGAAACUCUAUUUGUGUGGUCAAUAUCACUGCUGUCAAUGAAGCUAUGGACACUAAAUAUGACUCUUGUAUUGUGUCACGAACUGUUCGAGAAGAAAUUGGUUUAGCAUGGAGAACAGGCUCUUCAGAAAGCUGCGAUGCCCUACCUCAGGAAACAGGUAACAGAUGUGACCUAACCAGUCCAGUCGGCCUUCUCAUUCCAAAUGGUGGUAUUGCACCUGUUCGUAUCAACUUUGGAGACAGCCUUAUCCCUGUUUCUUCAGUAGCUGUGAAGGUGGAGCAGUUUUCAUUUGUGUUUGUUGCAACUCGUGAUUAUAGGAUACUAGGAUACUAUGUCAGUGGUACAUUGACCCUGGACACUGAUAGCUCAUUCUACAAUCAGCCAGUGAUCUCUGUUGUAUAUCUUUUGUCAUGGCAUGAGGGACUGAACUACAUCACAGCAGCCACUAGAAACUCGGUGUUCCAGGUACCCAUUGAGGAGUGUUCCCAGCAUACAAACUGUACCAGUUGUACCAAUGACCUCAACCCGCUGUGUGGGUGGUGUGUGGUUGAGAACAAGUGCUCUCGUCAGACGCAGUGUCAGAACUCCAGUCUCUCCAGUAGAUGGACACGCAAUAAUACUGACUGUGUUACUGCCACUGUGGACACUAUGCAACUUGUGCUUGACCAAUCAAUUCCUGCUAGAGUGCUCACAGUGACCCUGACCCCUCCCGGCCUGCCUGACCUCCUACCUGGAGAGAACAUCUCCUGUCAUCUGGCAGACAGUGAAGGACGUUUCCCACCCAUUAUAGUACCAGCUGUUGAGGUCAACCCGGGAACAGUAUUCAGUUGUGAUAUUCAAGGACUAGUACCUGACUAUCCUGGAGUGACUGCAACCAUCAACCUGGGCUUUCAGAGCUCUCUGUUCAAUGCGCCAUUUGAUAUCACCAACCAAGCGCUCACCAUCUUCAAUUGCUCAGCAGGAGAAAGCUGUAAGGAUUGCCUGGAGCCCAACAGUCUGUGUGGAUGGUGUAACCUCAACAAAAAAUGCAGUGGAACAUCAGCUCCUUGCAGGAAUGCAUCUCACUUCCUACAGUUAAUGGGAGGCAAUGACUUCACUGCUGUGUGCUCCCUAUUGGACAAGCCCCCCUCUGGUGUGUACACUCAACCAGUAAGGGUGGCCCAGGACCUUCGACUGACCACUAGGAACCUCAUUGCCCCGACAGAUGGCUUUAAGUACGCUUGUGUUGUGAAUGGAGUUAGUCUGACAGCUCAGUAUGAGAACGAGAGCUCCAUCCUGUGUACAGUGGGCAGUGGACAACUCACACUUUCUGCUGGUAUUGGCAGUUCCACUGUAGUUUUCAGGGUUAUCUGGUCUGGGAAUGACAUCAACCACCCACUGAGCAGCGUCAUACAACAGACCAAUGUGAUCUUGUACUAUUGUCGUGAUUUGGGAAGUGGAUGUUCAGAGUGCCUUGCGUCCAGACGAGGGUCAGAGUUCAUGUGUGGAUGGUGUGAGGAUAGCUGUAACGUUCUGCAAGAGUGCAAUGGUUUUACUUUUAUUACUGAGGGGCGAAAUUGUCCGGCCCCUUUCAUUAACUCAAUAUCUCCAGAUUCUGGACCAGUUGAGGGUGGUACAACAAUCACAGUGAGGGGAACUGACCUCGGAGUGACCUUUGCCGAUAUUAUGACCUCCACCCUUACAUUAGGAGGUGUGGCCUGCACUCCCAUCAACACAGACUAUAUUCCAGGGCGUCAGUUUGUCUGUGUCACCAAAAGAUUUGGAACUACAGGCCCCAAUAACUUCUCUAUGAUCAUAUAUGGCUCUCAAAAUGUCAAUGUAAACGCUGGCUCUUUCUCUGUGCUGAAUCCUGCUGUCAGCAGUAUGACACCAACCUUUGGACCUGUGGCCGGGGGAACAAAAGUGACUGUAGGGGGGACUGGACUAAAAGUGGGUAACUAUGAGAACACUAGAAUCUCUUUAGAGGUCAGCAGAGGGUCAAGCUAUAUCUGCAACAUAAUAAUUGUCCUGCCUCAGGAAAUUAAAUGCACCACUACAGCAGCAAACCUCACCUCAGCUGCAAAGGUGGUGGUGACUAUUGAUGCUGCUAGGUUUGAUUUUGGAGUGCUCUUCAGUUAUCGUAACAACCCCAAUGUUACUGCCGUGUUUCCUUGCAACACCAUUCCCAGCGGAGGCAUCCCACUGAACUUUACUGGAGUGUACUUGGACGUGGUACAACAGCCUGUGUUGGAGGUGUAUAGAGGAGCGGGGUCUCCUCUGAGAAGCUACUGCAUUGUUGUGGACAAUACCACCAUCACAUGCUCUACUCCUAGUCUAGGGACGACCUCACUGACCCCAUUGGACUAUGCCCUACUGGUUGACGAUGCCCCACCCAACACACAAGCAUACCUCCCCAUCAGCGUUCAAUCAGAUCCUUCCAACUUUAGGUUAGAAGGCUCUCAAGAGAUCACCAGUGGCACUGCGACCCUCAUACACAUUGUGGGUGAUAAUCUCAACUCAGUGGAGACCAGUGAGAUACGAGUGACAGUAGGAGGAGAGGAUUGCACCAAGAUACCUUCCAGUAACAGAGUUAGUAACAUCAUCUGCACUGUCCCUUUGGAGCUGCCAGGAGGGCAUAACCCAGCCAUCAUAAAUGUGAACAUUGGGAGCAACAUCGCUCAAGUAUUGGACCAGCAACUCACUUACACAGUUCCAGCUCAACUGGAGAACAUUAUUCCAGUUAUUGUCAUCAUCUUUAUACUGGUCCUCUGUUUACUGAUGCUUGCUAUUGUCUGCUUGUAUCUGAAGUCGAGGAGAAAGUCCAUGUCGAUUGCCAUGCACCAACAAAUGGAGCUUGUGGCUACUACUGGGAAAACUCUGGAAGUAGUGGAUGGAAAUACUGCACUUGUUAAAUCAGCUUUCGAUGAGAUUGCUGAGUCCAUCCCAGACUCAAUCAAAAUACCUGCCUCCAUAUUGAAGCUCUCCAGCACAGCGAUUGGACAAGGUGAAUUUGGCGCUGUGUACAAGGGUGUCCUGAGAGACUGGAACAAAGUUUCUAUGCAAGGGGUGGCCGUGAAGACAUUAAAAGGUCUGUUUUCGUUGUCGGAUGUUCAGAGCAUGGUGUGUGAGAUGAACAAAAUGCAGAACUUUGACCAUCCUCACGUCAUGUCCCUGAUUGGGGUGUGUCUCGAUGCUGGCCCUGGUGUUGCCAUAGUGAUGCCAUACAUGGCCAACGGGAGCCUCCACGACUACCUCAAGAGAGAGAGGGAUAAUCUGGAGCUGGACGAUGACUGUGAGAUUGAUCAGAUUCUGGAAGUGAGGAAACUGCUACUAAAGAUUUGCCGUCAGAUAGCACUGGGAAUGGCCUACUUGGCCGAGCAGAAUUUUGUCCAUCGUGACCUUGCAGCCAGAAACUGCAUGCUGGACUCAGGAGGGGGUAUCAGGGUGGGGGACUUUGGUUUGGCUGAGAAUAUCCAUGCUAGCGGCUACUUCAGACAGAAUGAUCGAGCCAAUGUGAAGCUUCCCUACAAAUGGAUGGCCUUGGAGAGUCUCAAUGAUGCUAUCUUCACAGAGAAAACCGAUGUGUGGUCGUAUGGUGUGACUGUGUGGGAGGUCUUCAAUGGAGGACGGACCCCCUACCCUGCCUUGGACCCACACUCCCUCAUCCAGCUGCUGGGAGAGGGGCGGAGACUAGAGAGACCUCUCAAUGCAGCCUGUGCCACCGAGAUUUCUGUAGUGAUGCGUAAGUGUUGGAGGGAGGACCCAGAGGAGAGGCCGACCUUCUCACAACUGUCCUCCAUUGUGGAUAGGUUACUGGCAUCAUUUUCUGGCUACACUGAGCUCGAAAUGGUGCUAGUAGACACCAGUCAAGAGAAGCUUAAGGAGCAGCUCAGUUAGUGUAAACGCAAAUUUGUUACCCAGCUUUUAUUAUACCUGUUGCCAUACCAUAAAAAUGUGCUUCAAACUAAAUUGUACCUUCAAUUGCUAUAUCAGUUGGGGCCAA
Halichondria panicea is the source of this 4823-nucleotide messenger RNA. Its product is annotated as plexin-B1-like. Gene Ontology annotation, cellular component: plasma membrane; semaphorin receptor complex. The record is from RefSeq and is a predicted model, not a curated record. Gene Ontology annotation, molecular function: protein binding; semaphorin receptor activity; ATP binding. Lineage: Eukaryota; Metazoa; Porifera; Demospongiae; Suberitida; Halichondriidae. The coding region runs from base 23 to 4717 and encodes 1564 amino acids. Gene Ontology annotation, biological process: regulation of cell migration; protein phosphorylation; multicellular organism development. The transcript is spliced from 23 exons.